Molecule: messenger RNA, 1806 nt
Organism: Phytophthora sojae
Lineage: Eukaryota; Oomycota; Peronosporomycetes; Peronosporales; Peronosporaceae
Exons: 3
Biological process (GO): DNA recombination; DNA integration
Molecular function (GO): DNA binding
Source: RefSeq, a predicted model, not a curated record
GCAAUCUCUCACAUUCACGCCUCAACAAUCUGUACGCGUACACAGGAGCCGUUCUACAGCUAUCAUUGGGUGGAUGACCACAUUAGCGUGGUGCGCGCUUUUCCAGGUGUAUGUGAGGAAUCUGAACGAUCGCUUCGCCUGGCAAUGGCAAUUGUUUUUGGUCCAUCGGCAAUCAACGAGACCAAAUUGACAGGCUGGCACCAGCGGCUCAAAGUCCUAGGACUAGAGUUCGAUUCUGGUACCCGCACAGUCUCCAUGCCUUACUCGAAGAUCACCAAAGCUCGUCAAAAGGUGCACGCGACCAUGAACGCUACUGCUAUCACACGUACGGAGUAUCGUUCAUUGCUGGGCUCUCUACGGCAUGUAGCCACAUGCGUUCGACCGGCUCGCACUUUUCUACAACGGCUUCGGGCGGCGGAGGUUGGACAUCCCCGAUCACACCGCGUUCCCGUUACAAGUCAAGUGAUCGACGCCUUGAUGUGGUGGGAAUUGAUUUUGCAGUCAGCCAGCUUGAACGGAGUGCCUCUUCAGUAUUUCACCGACUCACAGGUACCGGACUGUACCGUAUAUGUCGACGCCUCAAACUACGGUCUGGCCGCUAUCGACGUCUCGCGCUGUAAAUAUUUGACUUACGCGUUCACAGCGGAAGAACAAGAUCUAAUAUCUCGAUUCCAAGACGGAGAUCCCAACGGGUUUGAUAUUAACUUUCGAGAACUGCUCAACCUCGCGUUCGCAUUGUUUGCAUGGGGCUCAGAAUGGUCACACCCGCGGUCCUGUAUACCUACGCACGUGCGCUUCCGAAUCGAUAAUACUUCCGCAGUGGCUUGGCAAUCAAGGUUUUCGAGUCGCAACCCACGGGCGCGGACGAUAUUGCGGCUCCUCGCACUCUGGGAAGUCACGUACAACCUCCACUUCUCCUCACAGCACGUCGCAGGCCGAUCGAUCAAGUUAGCGGACAUGGGGUCCCGCAUCACGCAAGAUCCUGCGGUGGCUAACAGUUUCAGAAAACUAACUUCGUCUUGGACUGCAACACAGUACCGACGAGCUUUCGCAGAAUGGACGGAAUUGUGCGCUACGAUUGGCAUCGACCCUUACUGCGGCAGCGUUGGCCAGCAAACUUUCAUCGACACCAUUACACGAUUUAUUUUUCAAGCGUACGAACGCGGCUUACGCAGCAGCUCAAUUUCGGGACUACUGCACGGCGUUCAACAUUUUCUGAGUGCGGCCGGUGCUCCAUCCGUAUUCGGCCAUGCUCAGAUCCGCAUGCUACUCAAGGGCAUCCGUCGUCUUGAUUCCCUUCCCAGCAGCAAAGCUCCAAUCGCGUCAAGCGGCAAGGCAUUUCAGUGGUUCGCUCUCCGAGACGAAGAUGUUGCCAUCUUAGACGGCCAAGGCAAUCCAACCAUUCGACCAGACCAAUCCGACAAGGUAGCAAUCCGACUACGCGGCUCCAAGGCCAAUCAGCACGGAAGCCCGACCAACCGGAUACUCGCGAGAUCAGGCCACCCGUAUAUCUGCCCCGUAUUUGGCGCCCUGUGUUUGAAGCACUUCCGAGGACCUGCCCAGCCAUCGACGCCCAUAGCCCUCUUCGUGACCCCAGACGGUCAGCAGCACACAGUUUCGGCAGCCAGAAUCAAGUUUGCGCUUCAGCAUGCUGCCCACAGACUGGGCCUCCAGAGCAAGGACUACACCUCACACUCGCUACGAGCUGGCGGUGCGACUCAGAUGUAUCGACGCGGUAUCAGCGCCCUCACUAUCAGUUCCACGGACACUGGGUAUCGGACGCGUUCAAGGUUUACAGAAGACUGA